This is a messenger RNA of Meriones unguiculatus (Mongolian gerbil), 4060 nucleotides long. RefSeq lists its product as uncharacterized. The coding region runs from base 488 to 1051 and encodes 187 amino acids. Lineage: Eukaryota; Metazoa; Chordata; Mammalia; Rodentia; Muridae. The record is from RefSeq and is a predicted model, not a curated record. The transcript is spliced from 5 exons.
AUUUUUAAGUUGUAAUUGACUUAAGCUCCCUAGGUGGGAGGAGGGAAGAGAGGCAUGGUGAGAUGGUGAGCUCCUGCCAUUCACUUCCCUGCUGAGCUGGCAUAGAGGCAGGGGGGAGGAGUUUUUCCUCAUGCUCAGCAGCUGCAGCUGCUUCUGUACAAGGCUGGCCCUGCCUAGCUGUGUGUGCUCCAGAGCCAAGGACUAGUUUCAAUUUUUAGCUGUCCUUUAUGCAGCUGUAUAGUUUCCUUUAACGGCUUUACCAUUACUUUUGUUUCUCCUUGAAAAUCUGAAUCUAUUACUCCUGGCAAAACUUUAAAGUUUCUUUUAUAAUUUGAGCUACAACCAAUGAUUAACCCAAUCGUGCCUUGAAGUAAAGUCCCUAGGAUGGAGGUGGAGAUUAAGGUUAUUCCAUCCCAUGAUGAGAGGAUUAUAUUUUUAUUUACUGAGACAUCCAAAGCAGCACUACCUGGAGUGGCUCUAGGCAAUCAUGGAUAGUAAAGUCUGGAGCUUCAGGAUUGACAGGAACUGCAGAUUCCUACCGAGAAUCCUAUCAGUUACCUUGGAUGAAGGAAAGGAAAGAAAAGAGAAAGAAUACCUGUUGCAAGCGCCACCUGCCACAGACCAGCCCCUUUGGGUGCCCCACGUCCGUGGGAGAAUCAGGGAAUUCAGAUAUCAGGAAGGCACAGCAGGAACUGCAGAUUCCUACCGAGAAUCCUAUCAGUUACCUUGGAUGAAGGAAAGGAAAGAAAAGAGAAAGAAUACCUGUUGCAAGCGCCACCUGCCACAGACCAGCCCCUUUGGGUGCCCCACGUCCGUGGGAGAAUCAGGGAAUUCAGAUAUCAGGAAGGCACAGGAACUCAAUGACUGGCUCUUUGACCUCCCUACCCCCCAAGGGAGAAGCAGUCCUGCUAGGCCACAGAGGAGGACUUCGCAGCCAGUCCUGAAGAUACCUGAUAAAACAGGUCUACAGAUACAAACCUCAGCAGCGAGGUGGCCGAAGGAAGAAAGAUUACAAAUUCAAGGUCUACUGUGCUGCACUGAAAGACUCUAGUUCAACAAAGAAAAGAAUGUUUCUACUGUGCUGGGGAGACAGUGCUCAGUGAAGAGCACUCACUCUCCUCUAGACGACCUAAGCAUGGUCCCCAGUCUCUUCACAGGGUAGCUCAUAACCUCCCUUAACUCCAGCUUCCAGGAAUCACGCUCCACUGGCCUUUGACAGCACAUUCACUCACAUACACAGACGUAGACACACUCAGGGAGGGCUGAUAUGGGAAGAGGGGGCUCCCCUUUUCUUGGGAGAAAGAAAGAGAAGAAGGGGAGAAAAACAAAAGGGGCUGGGAAGAUAGAGAGGGGCACCCUUGGGAUGUAAAGUAAAUAAACUUAAAUAAAAUAAAAUUAUAUUAAAAUGAAUUGGGAAAAAUCAUAACAUUUUAGGAUAUCUUGGUGAAGAAGUUGAACUAUACUUAUAUUAACUGGGAAAACAACAACUUUUAAAAACACAUUAUUAGCUAUAUGUGUGCCUAUAUACACACAUGUAUGUAUUGGCAAGGGAUUUCCUUUAGGGGAAAUUUUGGUGAUAUUUCCAGGAUGUGUAGAUAAAAGCAGUCUCAGCUAGAUUAUCAUGAAAGAAGAGCUCAUUGAAUCUUCCUCUGCAACAUAUCCUCAAGAAACAAGAUAUAUAAAUAUGUAUAUAUAUUACAUAUUAACUUAGAUUUUUAUGGCGUUUACUCUUGAUAUAUACUCUACUCCCUCUUACUAUUCUUAUAUUAUAUUUUUUAUAAAACAUUUUCUAAAAGUGACUAUAUGACAGAGAACAAAUCACUUUCUAGUAAGAAUAAUGUAUUUAAGAGAUUUCAAGGAGAUUAACAAAUGUUUGGAUAUUCCAGCUCGUUGAGAUGGUCCAGGAAUUGACCAGUAUAUGUCCCUCUGAAUAAAUAACAUCAACUUAAUGAGGACAGAAGUUCUUCCAAGGAUAAUAUAGGACAUCAUUCAGAAUUUGAGUUAUUUGGAUUCUCUUUUAGGCUACAAACUACAAUGUGGAAACAGUGGAAAAUUUCAGAUUACUAGAGGUAAAAUAUGAUAAAUUCCACGGGGUUUCCUGGAAGUACAUUCACCAUACACAGGGGCUUACUGCCACUAAUAUUUGGCUACUACAUUCAAUCAAUUGUAUAAAUAAUUACAUUAUCAAAGCUUCUUUUUAUGUCUGACUACUGAGCCACAAUCUCUAAGGUAAGAACCAUAUUCACUACUAUAAGUAUAGUUUCAAAAUUGACAGUAUUUUUGUUUCCAUCAUGGAUUUGAGAAUUGAAAGAUGUUCUAAAUUGUAUGUCUGGACCUUUUCAAACAAAGAAACAUCUCUGUGAAUUUUAAAUGGUGAGUGAGGAUAGAAAGGAUUGUCCAAUUUUGGUAGAAGAGUUUAGCAUAGUGGCAAAAGACAUUGCAGUAAUAUUGAACAAACUUACCUCACAGAGACUAGGUGAAUUGAAAAAAAAAAUUGAUACAAUGGAAAAGUUCAAGAGAAACAUUUGAAAGAUACAAAAGACAAAGCAUGUGACUCAACCCAAAGUCUAUGCAUGAAGGGUAGACUCUAAUUAUAGUAUACUUACAAUCUAACUGAAAUCUUGAAAAACUAAAAAGAAAAAUAAAGUCAACAUCAAAAGAAGAAAAUAAAAGGUGUAAAGUGUGACAUGAUUGAGAACAAAACAAAUUAAGUGUGCUUUUGAACACAUUAAAUUAGUUCCAAUGUGAGUUUGCAAUUCAAUUUAGAAAGUUAUGAAUAUACAUAUGUGGGGAUUACUCACAAAUAAAUAUUUGUGGAAAACCUUAAUAAAGGAGUGAAGGUCAAACUAUAGCAAGCAACUAAAAAGGAAAGCAGUGAGUGGGUGGAUAUACAGAUACUAAGUGCAAAAUUGUAAGUGUGAUGUCCUGGUAAGUCUAGGAGAGAAUUUAUGGGUGAAACAAUAGUUGAAAAUCACAUACUGACUAAAAGAAGAAAGAAACAAAUAUAGAUAAAUGAUUUCAACAUUGCAAAGUGAUUACUGAUCUGAUAGACUUGCAUAUAAGAGAUAUGAGUAUUAAGAAAAUAGCUAUUACAAUUAGGACUAGCGCUUCCUCAAGUCCAGCUAUACCACUCCUAGGCAUAUAUCCAAAAGAUGCUCAAGUACACAACAAAGACAUUUGCUCGACCAUGUUUGUAGCAGCUUUAUUUGUAAUAGCCAGAAGCUGGGAACAACCCAGGUGUCCCUCAGUUGAGGAAUGGAUACAGAAACUGUGGUACAUCUACACAAUGGAAUAUUAGUUAGCAAUAAAAUAACAAGUUAAAAAAAAGGAAAUUUGCAGGUAAAUGAUGAGAACUGAAAAAAAUCAUCCUGAGUGAGAUAUCCCAGAAGCAGAAAGACAAACAGGGUAUAUACUCACUCAGAAGUGGAUAUUAGACAUAUAAUAUAGGAUAAACCUACUGAAAUAUGUACACCUAAAAAGACUAACAAGGGGGAGGACUUUGGCUAAAGUACUCAAUCCCCAUUCAGAAAGACAAAGUCAGUGGAUAUCAGAAGAAGGAGAAAACAAGGAACAGGAAAAGAGCCUGUCACAGAGGGCCUCUGAAAGGCUCUAUCCUGCAGGGUAUCAAAGUGAUGCUGAGGCUUAUGGCCCACCUUUGGGCAAAGUGCAGGGAAUCUUAUGAAAGAUGUGGAAAAUAGUAAGACCUAGAGAGGACAGGAGCUCCACAAGAAGAGCAAAAGAGUAAAAAAAAAAAAAAAAUCUGGGCAGAGGGGUCUUUUCUGAGACUGAUACUAAACAAAGGACCAUUGAUAGAGAUAACCUAGAACCCCUGCACAGAUGUAGCCCAUGGCAGUUCAGUGUCCAAGUGGGUUUCAUAGUAAUGGGAAGAGGGACUCUCUCUGAUAUGAACUGAUUGGCCUGCUCUUUGAUCACCACUUCCUGAGAGUGGAGCAGCCUUACCAGGACAUAAAGUAAGACAAUGAAGCCACUCCUGAUGAGACCUGAUAGAACAGGAUUAAAAGGACGGGGAGGAAGACCUCUCCUAUCAGUGGACUGGGGG